AUGGUUUGGGCCAAUACCACGGACAUUGGAUGUGGGGUUGCAUACUGUUCACAACACAGAAAUACGUUUAUCGUGUGUAACUAUGGUCCAGGCGGUAACUGGAAUAGACAAAAACCGUAUGAAGUGAAAUCGCGUGAUUUAUGUUCUGGAGUACAAAGCUUUGAUCAGCACCAUAACAAGCCAUCACAUACUAAAGAAAAAGCUCCAAUUCGCCGUCGAAAGUCUCUGCGGUAUUCUAAAAAAGUCUCUAAGAAAAGGUAUUCAAAUAAUCGUAGACGUCGGAUUGGUAAUGCUCACUGA
Molecule: messenger RNA, 300 nt
Organism: Schistosoma turkestanicum
Lineage: Eukaryota; Metazoa; Platyhelminthes; Trematoda; Strigeidida; Schistosomatidae
Source: the annotation of a GenBank genome assembly